CUAGCUCUCUCUGUCCUUCAUUGGCGCCACACUCCACUCUCCACACUGUCCACCAGCUAGCUUAGCUUAAUUAGCUCGAUUCUGCGAGAACAGAGAUCAACAGCAAGCAAAAUGUUCCUCCGGGCAGCGAUCCAGCGCGGCUACUCCACGGCCUCAACAGCAGCUGCAAGCACCCAGAGGCUGGCAGGGAAAGUGGCCGUGAUCACGGGCGCCGCGAGCGGCAUCGGCAAGGCCACGGCCACCGAGUUCGUCCGCCACGGCGCCAAGGUCAUCCUCGCCGACAUCCAAGACACCCUGGGCCGUUCCCUCGCCGCAGCCCUCGGAGGCCCAUCGACGGCCCACUACACCCGCUGCGAUGUCACCGACGAGGCCCAGGUCUCGGCCGCCGUGGACCUCGCCGUGUCCACCCACGGCAAGCUCGACGUCAUGGUCAACAACGCCGGCAUCGUGGGCUCCCUCGACCUCCCACCCUUGUCCGCCCUCUCCAUGGCCGACUUCGACGCCGUCAUGGCCGUCAACACCCGCGGCGUCAUGGCGGGCGUCAAGCACGCGGCGCGUGUCAUGGUGCCACGCAAGUCCGGUUCCAUUAUAUGCAUCGCCAGCAUUGCCGGCGUCAUGGGCAAGCUGACGCCACACCCGUACAGCGUGUCCAAGUCCGCGGUGAUCGGGCUCGUGCGCGCCGCGGCGGGGGAGACGGCGAAGGACGGCGUGCGCGUAAACGCCGUCUCGCCGAACUACAUCCUCACGCCGCUGGUGAAGAGGAUCCUGGAGGAGUGGUACCCUCGGAUGAGCGACGAGGAGCAUAGGGGGAUUGUGGAGAAGGAUAUCAAUGAGAUGGCGGAGGGUGGGGUUGUGUUGGGAGUGGAGGAUAUUGCUAGGGCUGUGGUUUAUUUGGGGUCUGAUGAGGCUAAGUAUGUCAAUGGGCAUAAUCUUGUUGUUGAUGGCGGGUUCACUGUUGGCAAGGCGCCCAACAUGCCGCCCAUGGCAUGAUUUCGAUCUUCUCUGAGUAGGCUGGAAUAAGUUGGAUUGUGUUGCAAGGAUUCUUAAUUUGAGAUGGCGAUGAGCAGCUUUGUACUACUAGUAUAUCAGUAGCAAUAAAAAAGUAUUCUUUGAGAUGAUGAGUAGUGGUACUAGUAAUCAAUUAAGGAUGCUUUUCAGAUGAUCAACAAACCGAGUUUAAUUGUUUGUGCUUGUUUC
Brachypodium distachyon (stiff brome) is the source of this 1197-nucleotide messenger RNA. RefSeq names its product momilactone A synthase. The transcript has a single exon. Bases 112 to 990 code for a protein of 292 amino acids. The record is from RefSeq and is a predicted model, not a curated record. NCBI's taxonomy places the organism in Eukaryota, Viridiplantae, Streptophyta, Magnoliopsida, Poales, Poaceae.